Manduca sexta (tobacco hornworm) is the source of this 1277-nucleotide messenger RNA. It is a transcript of the gene CPR21, whose product is annotated as endocuticle structural glycoprotein SgAbd-1-like. The transcript is spliced from 4 exons. The record is from RefSeq and is a predicted model, not a curated record. Gene Ontology annotation, cellular component: chitin-based extracellular matrix. Bases 49 to 960 code for a protein of 303 amino acids. Gene Ontology annotation, molecular function: structural constituent of chitin-based larval cuticle. NCBI's taxonomy places the organism in Eukaryota, Metazoa, Arthropoda, Insecta, Lepidoptera, Sphingidae.
CGAGGUCAUUGUAUCGCUGCGAGAUGCGCGCACGCAUGAGGACGCAGGAUGCUUUGCUAUAAAAAUGUGGGACGACCCCUCUUGGUCACAGUAUCCAACGGACCACGGACACAGAAGGACAUCAUGAAGCUGCUUUGCAUUUUCGCCGCCGUCUUGGCUAUCGCGUUGGCCGAAAAUGACGCGGAGAAGAAAAUAUACGAAGACCUGGAAGCAGCAGAGACGAUGGAGUUGAUGAAGGAAGGCGUAGACCUAAAGCCAGCAGCGAGUUCGUAUUACAUUCCUCCGAGCCAAAGACCGUCCCAGUGGAAUCCCCCUUCGAACUACAACCCGCAAAACACGUGGUAUCCGGAGAAGCCUGUAUCUCCCCCGAAGCCUAUAUCACCACCACAGAACGACUACCCCGUCACAUGGUGGCCCACGGUGGUCAGUCCAACCCCCCAGCCCUCUGUCAUCAAGAAUGAUAUUUGGUUCGGUAACGACGGCAGCUACAAUUACGAGUACCAAAUCUCAGACGGCACCCACGUCGGUGAAUAUGGUUACUACACCGACCCCAGGCGUACCGAGGAGAGUCUUGUAAAGAAGGGCUGGUACUCCUACCGCGGUGCUGACGGCAAAGUCUACACUGUUAAUUACUAUGCUGACCACACCGGCUACCACGCCUUCGGAAGCCAUCUCCCAGCUUCACCACGACAGGUUGAGUCGGCUGAUGGAAAGAGCGUUAGCGAACACACUGUGGAGACCAAACAUUCCUUCUCCACUCCGGCACCUACAAUCUAUUCAACUGCGGCACCUACUUACUACCCAACACAAGCACCCACUUUCUACUCAACUCAAGCACCUCACUACUACUCUACUCAGGCACCCAGUUUCUACUCAACCCAGGCGCCUACCUACAACUACCAGCAACAAACCCACUACCCUCACCACGAUAUUAAGUACCAAUCCCACGGCAAAAAGUAAGCCAUAAAUGUAACAUAGGUAGGUAGUAGAUCGAAAUAUUCCAAAACGAAUUUCCAGCAACGAACGUGAAAAUAAACUGCGAUAUUAUGUUAGUCCAUACCGAAAGUUUUGUAAACAAUCGUAUUUAUUUGUAAGUAUACGAAUUACCUCUUGUGAUUUUAGAUACGAAAUGUUCUAUGAUGUUCUAAUCAGUUAUCUUGAUCACGAUUAUAAAUUGUGAACAGGAUAACUGAGAAUUAGGUUUUGUAUAAUAUCGUAUGUUCAAAGCCAGUGAUAUGUGAUGUAUUCGUAAUAAAUAAAUUUUAUUUUAUAAUUUU